Dicrocoelium dendriticum is the source of this 405-nucleotide messenger RNA. The record is from the annotation of a GenBank genome assembly. NCBI's taxonomy places the organism in Eukaryota, Metazoa, Platyhelminthes, Trematoda, Plagiorchiida, Dicrocoeliidae.
AUGGCAUUCAGGUUCACAGCUGCUUCCUCUUCUGAUUGGCCACCCGACAAAAAGAUUGCGUUGGCGACCGUGACAGCGCUUAGAAGAACCGUACCCAUCGCCGUUCCGGGAAUCACCUUUUUGUCGGGUGGCCAAUCAGAAGAGGAAGCAGCUGUGAACCUGAAUGCCAUAAACAGAGUUGAGGGGCGGAAACCAUGGAGACUUACUUUCAGUUACGGUCGAGCUUUGCAAGCCUCGGUGUUGGCUGCGUGGCAGGGAAAAGCGGAAAACAUUCACAAUGGACAGCACGAGCUUCUCAGGUGUUCAGCUAUAUGUGGAGCUGCCUCUUUGGGGAAGUAUGACGGAGAAGGAGGGGAUAGUGUGGCAGGAAAAGAGUCCCUUUUUGUGGCCGGACACGCUUACUAA